Messenger RNA from Trematomus bernacchii (emerald rockcod), 3673 nucleotides. RefSeq lists its product as uncharacterized. Gene Ontology annotation, cellular component: myosin complex. Lineage: Eukaryota; Metazoa; Chordata; Actinopteri; Perciformes; Nototheniidae. The transcript has 16 exons. The record is from RefSeq and is a predicted model, not a curated record. The coding region runs from base 108 to 2582 and encodes 824 amino acids.
AACUACUCUGCUUUUGGUAGGUUGAGAAGCAAAGAGCAGAUCUAACCAGAGAACUGGAUGAUCUCACUGACCGACUGGAGGAAGCAGGAGGGGUCACCACAUCACAGAUGGAGGUGAACAAAAAGCGAGAGGCUGAGCUGCAGCGUCUCAGACGAGACCGCGAGGAAGCCUCUGUCCAAUCAGAAGCGCUGACCGCGUCUCUAAGGAAACGGAACAGUGAGGCCAUGGCCGAGCUGAGCGAGCAGUGUGAGGCUCUGCAGCGCAGCAGGGCCAAACUGGAGAAGGAGAAGCAGAACAUGAGAAUGGAAAUGGAGGAGUUGGCUGCUUCUGUGGACAGUCUGCUCAAAGCCAAGACGUCCUCAGAGAGCCAGAUGAAGAAGCUGGAGGAGCAGCUCUCAGAAGCCAGCAGGACUGCAGACGACCUGCAGAGGGCCCAGAUGGAGCUCAGCGUGGCCAGAAACAGACUCACAGCUGAUAAUGCAGACUUCAGUCGACGGAUGGAAGGGGCAGAGAGCAGGGCCGGCCAGCUGGGCCGCUCCAAGAACCUGCUCCAGUCCCAGGUCCAGGAACUGAGGAAACAACUGGAGGAGGAAGUCAAGUAUAAGCAGGCGCUCAGCAGCAGUCUGAGCUCUGAGCGGCAGGACUGCAUGGUGCUGAAGGAGCAGCUGGAGGAGGAGCAGGAGAGCAAGCAGGAGCUGCAGCGCCACGUCUCCAAACUCAGCAAUGAGGUGACGCACUGGAGAAGCAAACACGAGCUGGACACCAUGCAGAAUGCCGACGAGCUGGAGGACACCAAGAAGAAGCUCGCAAGCAGACUUCAGGAGGCCGAGGAGGCUGUGGAAGCCACCCAAGCCAAAUGUUCUUCACUGGAGAAAAACAAACAAAGGUUGCAGGGAGAGGUGGGAGAACUCUGCUUGGACCUGGAGAAGGCCAGCAGCUGUGGUCAAGCUCUGGAUAAGAAGCAGCGGAUUCUGGAGAAGCAGCUUGGUGACUGGAAGCAAAAGUGUGAGGAGCUGGUUGCUGAGGUGGAAGGCUGCCAGAAGGAGAGCAGGCAACACACCAUGGAGCUCUUUAAAAUGAAGACUGCCCAUGAAGAGUCUUUGGAGCAGCUGGAGACCUUACGCAGGGAGAACAAGGCCUGCCAGGUAGAAGAGGUAGCUGACCUUACAGACCAGAUCUCAGAUGGAGGUAAGAGUGUCCAUGAGCUCCAGAAAGCAAAGAAGAAGAUUGAGAUGGAGAAAGACGAGUUACAGGCCUCACUGGAAGAGUGUGAGGCAGCUUUGGAGGUGGAGGAGACCAAGGUGCUGAGGCUGCAUUUGGAGUUGUCUCAAGCUAAAGAGAACCUGGAGUUCAGACUUCAGGAGAAGGACGAGGAAAUAGACGCCUCCAGAAAAAGCCACCAGAGGGCCCUGGAGUCGCUGCAGGCCUCUUUGGACCUGGAGAUGAACGGCAAGGCUGAGGGGCUGAAGCUGAAGAAGAAACAGGAAGCUGACAUCACCGAGCUGGAGCUGCAGGUGGACAUGCUCACCAAGAACAGCACCGAGCUCAACAAGAACAGCAAGAAGAUGCAGCAACAGAUGAAGGAGUUGCAGGCCCAGCUGGAGGAGGAGGUCCGGAGCCAUGAGGAGGACAGGGAGGAGCAGGCGGCCGUGGAGAGGCGCUGCACUCUGUUAUUCAGCGAGGCAACAGGGACUCGUUCAGCCCUGGAGAGUGCAGAAAGAGCCAGAAAGGUCCUGGACACUGAGCUGCAGGAGGCCAAGGAGACACUCAGCAACCUCCACAGCCAGUUCCAGUUGGCUCUGAGUGGGAGACGGAAUCUGGAGAUGGAUCUCCAGAAUCUGCAGCAGGAGCACGAGGAGCUGAGAGGAAAGCUGAGAGGAUACACAGACAGGUCCAAGAAGACCGGCUGUGAGUUGGCAAAAGUGGGGGAGGAGCUGCGUCUGGAGCAGGAGCACACGCUCCACCUGGAGAGAGGGAGGAAAGAUCUGGAGGCUCAGAUCAGAGACAUGAGCAGCAGGGUGGAGGAGGCCGAGCAGACGGCUCUGAAGGGAGGCAAGAAGAUCAUCCAGAAGUUGGAGGGAAAGGUGAAGGAGAUGGAGCUAGAGUUGGACUCGGAGCAGAAGCGGCACGCUGAGACAGUGAAGACACUGCGGAAGAACGAGCGACGGCUGAAAGAGCUCCUAUUUCAGUCAGAGGAGGACCAGAAGAACCAGCAGAGGAUGCAGGAGCUGGUGGAGAGGCUGCAGAACAAGAUGAAGGCCUACAAGAGACAAGUGGAGGAGGCUGAGGAACAAGCUAACAUGAACCUCGCAAAGUACAGGAAGACCGUCCAUGAGCUGGAUGACGCUGAGGAGCGAGCUGACAUUGCUGAGUCAGCACUCACCAAGUUCAGGACCAAGAGCAGAGGCAGCGCUGGGAAGGGCUUUUCCUCUGGUUACAGCACUCCGUACCCCGGCCUGCUGAGGUCCCCCAGCUCUGUGGGUUCAGAGGGCGGGGGGGAGAAGAUCCUCCGAGACGACCAGUCUGUCAGCUCCCUGAUCCCAGCGUACCUGGACUCUCUGCAGAAGCUCAUGGUGGAUUAGAUCAAGCCGGGGGGACAGAAUGACUUAACACUCACUGUUUCACCUCUCUGUUAUUAAUGUACAUUCCCCAAUGAACUCCUUUAUUCUUUGCAUGAUUGAAGACUCUAAAGACUCCGUUUUUUUUCUCUUCAUAAUGUAAUAUAAUAUAUGUAAUGUAAAGGUUUUGAAUUUAAUUGAAUAUGUUUUUGUCAAAACAGAUCCAUGAUGAAUGGAUUGUUACUGUUUUCAAAAAUCCCCAAAAGAUAGUCAAAUAUUGAUACAUUUAUAAAUACUGUACUAGUUAUCAGUUAAUUAUGAACAUUAUUAACCAAUCAUUUAUUUACAUUUUACAUGUCAUUAAAAUGUCAAUCUGACGUAAAAGCUAUCCACCUCUUCUAAUUGCUUCACUGUGGUUCACUGCCCAAGCUUUGUAUCUACUCAGAAUGUAAUAUGUAACAUGUUAUUCAAUAAUAUCUGACCAUGCCUAAAUGAAAAACAUAGAGAAGCUAAAACUUAAGUUUAUGCUGGUCAACCUCACCUGUAAACUAGAUUAAAACAAAUCAACUGCUAGUUAUAUCCCAAAGAACAUUAGGUACAAAAUGAUUAUUUACCGUUUUAUGUGCUAAUUACUGUAUGACCGUCAGAGUAGAGUCAGCUACAGCAGCAGCUGGUGUUUGCACAUAUUUGUGCCCAGCUUACUGCGUAUUGUGGAGUGAGAUAUCAACACCUUUCAUUUCAUAAUGAAUGAUUUGUAAAUGAUUAGAUAAUUGUGUACUAAUUGCUUAUAGCAUGUUUUUCUGAACUAAUAACCAUACCAUUAUUAUUGCUGCGAACAUGUGAAUUUGAGCUCUUUUUGCAUUUAUAUAUCUUUUGCAAAAACAAAAACACCACCACAAAAGCACAAAUCAGCACAAAAAGGAGGAUGUUUUAACACAUAUUUAUUUGAUUUAUAAUAAAUGCAAACCUUCAGCCCUUAAGUAGUAAUUCUAGGCAAUAAUACUGGAGAAGAGGUGGUUAAAAAAGUAGAAUAUAAAUGAGGGUGUUAUUUGAAUUGUAUAAAAUAAUAUGUAUGUUCCAUUUGGCAAUAAACAGACCCAGACAUUUCUAUAUUA